Molecule: messenger RNA, 1116 nt
Organism: Chaetura pelagica (chimney swift)
Lineage: Eukaryota; Metazoa; Chordata; Aves; Apodiformes; Apodidae
Gene: CCDC102A
Product: coiled-coil domain containing 102A
Exons: 9
Coding region: 1-1116 (371 amino acids)
Cellular component (GO): myosin complex
Source: RefSeq, a predicted model, not a curated record
AUGAGCCAAAGUGGGGCCUCACGCCUGCGGGAGCCGGUGCGAGAUGUGGGCGCUGAGGCUCCCCAAAGAGCCAAGGAGCUGGAGCUGAUGGAAAACAUGUUGACAAGCAAGCAGGAGGAGAGCUGGGAGCAGCGGGGCCCCCGGGCCUCCCUCACCCGCCAGGAACGGAGCCGCCUGCUCUGGGAGGACGUCAGUGUCAUGGAGGAGGAUGCCACCAAAGUCACUGCCCUGAAGCUGAGGCUGGAUGAGUCCCAAAAAGUGCUGCUCAAGGAGCGGGAGGACAAACUGGCACUCAGCAAGAGCAUUGAGAAGCUGGAGGGCGAGCUCAACCAGUGGAAGAUCAAGUAUGAGGAGCUCAACAAGAACAAGCAGGAGGUGAUGAAGCAGCUCAACAUCCUGAAGGAGAUCCACCAGGACGAGCUGGGGCGCAUCUCUGAGGACCUGGAGGACGAGCUGGGUGCUCGCUCCAGCAUGGACAAGAAGCUGGCUGAGCUGCGUGCGGAGAUGGAGCGGUUGCAGGCGGAGAACGCGGCUGAGUGGGGCCGGCGGGAGCGGCUGGAGACUGAGAAGCUCAACUUGGAGCGGGAGAACAAGAAGCUGCGGGCGCAGAUCGAAGACCUGGAGGAGGUGCUGGCUCGCAAGCGGCGCCAGACAGCCAGUGCCCUGGACACCGACCUCAAAACCAUCCAGGCUGAGCUCUUUGAGAAGAACAAGGAGCUGGCUGACCUGAAGCACAUCCACGCCAAGCUGAAGAAGCAGUACCAGGAGAAGAUGGCUGAGCUGGCCCAUGCCAACCGUCGCGUGGAGCAGCAUGAGGGUGAGGUGAAGAAGCUGCGCCUGAGGGUGGAAGAGCUGAAGAAGGAGCUGGCCCAAGCCGAGGACGAGCUGGAUGAGGCCCACAACCAGACACGGAAGCUGCAGCGGUCACUGGAUGAGCAGACUGAGCAGAGUGAGAGCUUCCAGGUGCAGCUGGAGCAUCUGCAGUCCCGGCUGCGGCGGCAGCAGAGCGCCCCGCUCUUCGGCAAGAUGCGCAGCACCCGCUUCGGCCCCGACGACGCCGGGGACGGCACCAGUGACCCCGAUGAGGAUGAGGACCUGCAGAUCCAGGUGUCCUAG